This is a messenger RNA of Phytophthora sojae, 1080 nucleotides long. RefSeq lists its product as hypothetical. The annotation marks the transcript as partial. Gene Ontology annotation, molecular function: GTPase activity; GTP binding. Gene Ontology annotation, cellular component: endosome. NCBI's taxonomy places the organism in Eukaryota, Oomycota, Peronosporomycetes, Peronosporales, Peronosporaceae. The transcript has a single exon. The record is from RefSeq and is a predicted model, not a curated record.
AGCACGCCGUCGGUGUCGUCGGCGGCGGCCACUGCGUCCUCCUCGGCCGACAACAACGCGGCGUCCGGCAACCCGCUGCACAAGUACAUCUCGGCCAAGGAGGUGGCGCAGCACCAGGUCUUCCGCCAGCAGCACGACCUGCGGCGCUCCAUCAGCUCCACGCAGUUCAGCGGCGGCCGCGAGACCGCGUCCAACCCCGCCGCGGCCGGCGCCACGGCCUCGGCCGGAGCCAUGUCGGCGUCCAACAGCCCGCGCUGCUCGUCGCCCAUGGCCGAGUCGCCCAUGGCCGAGUCCAUCCUCAAGGUCGUGCUCAUCGGCGACUCGGGCGUGGGCAAGUCCAACCUCGUCAUGCGCUUCACCAAGAACAAGUACAUGCCGCACAGCGUGCAGACCGUGGGCUUCGAGUUCGCUACCAAAACCAUCCGCGUCGGCGACCGGCGGCUCAAGGCGCAGAUCUGGGACACGGCCGGCCAGGAGCGCUUCCAGUCGCUCACGGCCGCCUACUACCGCAACGCCGUGGGCGCCAUGAUCGUCUACGACAUCACGAACCGCAGCUCGUUCGAGCACGUCACGGGCUGGCUGGCCCAGGUGCACGAGCACUCGCACGAGAGCCUCGUGCUCAUACUCGUGGGCAACAAGUGCGACCUGGCCCACCUCCCAGAGAGCAGAGAGGUGUCCACACUCGAGGCGGCGAGGUUUGCGGCCAAGCACUCGAUGGAGUUCCUGGAGACGUCCGCGCUGGACUCGACCAACGUCGUCGACGCCUUCAAGAAGCUGAUCGUGCCGGUGGGGCGCUUGCUGUCGCCCACGGAGCCCAAGAAGAUCGCGCGACUACCGACAGGAUGGAGACGCGUGCUAUCAAGGACCAGGCCGGGCGAGUAUUCGUACGAGAACCAGUACACCAAGGAGCGGAUCUCGUUCGCGCCCAAAGAACCGGCCAAGCCGUCGCAGCAGAGCUUCCGAGCGCCUGCGAACGGGUCCAAGAGCGGGUCCCCGAGCGUCGUCACGGUCACACGGGAGAGCCUGCAGAGGCAGCACCAGAAGGCAUACCUCGCACAGAACCAGACCCCGCAGUGCGGA